AUGAUUGCCGAGACGAUCUCGUUGUCGUCGGUACCGCCGACAUGCGCCUAUUCGAUCCGGAAGGAUUCUCCCGAUGGUCCCAUCGUAAAGGAUGCAUUCGUCGGCCAAACUGUAUAUCAUCGAUGGGAAUGUGAUGGAGGAGAAGAGGCUAACAACGUCUACGGUAUUCAAAUUCAUAGUUGUUACGCCAGUGACGAUGUCGAAAAGAGAUUCCCGAUUGUAGACAAUCGAGGCUGCUCUUCCGAUUUGGCACUAUUGUCCGAUCCGCGAUACUCGGACGACAGCCUUACUGCCUUCGCUGAAAGUAAAGUCUUUUCCUUCACUGAAGCAGAUCAGCUCAAAUUUGUCUGCAAACUGAGCCUGUGCACAAGGGAUGGAGACGGUUGUGAAGGUGUUACGCCUCCAGCCUGCAGUGGAAAUUCUCCUGAACAGUUGGUGACGCGGCGAGUACGUAAUCAGAGCCCCGCCAUGGAAGGAGCCCUGAGCUCCGCCCUGUCCACAAGAGUGGGUGUGGCUUCGAGCAUGCCACCCACGUUUAAAAGUCGCGUCUCUGAUUUGAUGUCAUCCGGAGGCUCGUGGAUAGUUUUAGCUUUACUCGCAGUGAUAGCCACCAUUGGAACCGUUGUGCUCGCCCGAUACGCCCUCUUGACUACAGAUGCCUCGACAACUUGUUCGGUGACAGAGACGGUGACUUCUCCACCUACAUCACCGUUUCCGUCACUCUUCGCAUCACCUACACCUCCCACUUCGCCCAUCCCACGAGUGGAUUCUCCACCAACGUCUUCCAUCUCUUCGCCUACUCCAGCGAUCCGGGAAGAAUUUGUUACCUCCACCAUAAAUGAAGAAGAGCCUGUACAAGGAGACACUGCUCAGUCUCCCAUUGAAGUUCCACCCGCACCUUCAGAACCGGUCACUUCACCGUCAUCAGCCGAUCGACGACCGUCGCGAGCAGAGAUGAACCAACGAUUAGCCGAGUUUCUCAAAGACUUUGAUAGGUCUAAAUAUGUCUAA
Molecule: messenger RNA, 1011 nt
Organism: Cooperia oncophora
Lineage: Eukaryota; Metazoa; Nematoda; Chromadorea; Rhabditida; Trichostrongylidae
Source: the annotation of a GenBank genome assembly